Molecule: messenger RNA, 2137 nt
Organism: Manduca sexta (tobacco hornworm)
Lineage: Eukaryota; Metazoa; Arthropoda; Insecta; Lepidoptera; Sphingidae
Product: ovalbumin-related protein X-like
Exons: 2
Coding region: 34-1302 (422 amino acids)
Molecular function (GO): serine-type endopeptidase inhibitor activity
Source: RefSeq, a predicted model, not a curated record
UGAUCCAAUCAAAUUAAUGACGUGACUGCUACAAUGAAAUUGGUAUCGAUAUUUGUGUUCAUUGCACCGCUAUUUAUAGCCAGGGAUACAUCAGCCCAGAGUUUACUUAACUCAUUAACAUCUGGAGCUCUAGGUCUUAUAAACAAUGACCAACCUGAUGACCCCUGCAGCAUUGAUUAUUCAGAUUUAUUCGCAAACGCAAUUACGGAUUUUACGAAUAGAAUACUAGAGAUAGUUGUGGACUAUGAACAGCAUUUCGUGAUUUCACCGUAUUCUAUGUGGAUGGCUUUAGCGGCGGUCGCUGAAGGCGCUGACGGGACAGGUAAAGAUGAACUGUACGAAGUGCUCGGGCUGCCCAGUGAGUCGUGUGUCCGGGAGGCGUUCUACAGGACGGCAUUGUCGCUAGAGAUACCGGACCCAGGCGUGCAGUUCACAGGAAAGCGUUUGUUAAUCAUCGAUCAGCAUUCUUAUGUGAUCCCAGAUUGGGAAAGAAGUGUUCAUGAAACCGGUCUUCUGGAUUUCGACUUUGAUAAACUGCACCCGGACUCAUCAGAAGAAAGAGACCGCCCGCCUUUCUUCCGCACUCCCGAUAUUGAGGGCAACUCUUUCCUAUUAGACGAAUUGAAUUUUGUGGGAUUAUGGACAACCGGCUUUGCCCCAGCGACAACGUUCACAAAUUUCUAUGACGAAAAUGGACAAAUUGUUGGGCCAGUGGAGUUGAUGACAAUGACCAAGCAAGUGAGGCUUGCGCAGCUGCCGUUAGUGGACGCCAAAGUGUUAGAACUGCCAGUGGGAGUGGCUGGUCGCUACACCAUGCUUAUUGCUAUGGGUGUGAACUCCAUUCCGAUAAAAGAAUUGAUGUCAUUAUUCCAAAGUUCUGUGAUCUUGAAGGUCUUGAACGAGCUGACAUUGAACUUACUACCCAUUAACAUUGCUAUUCCGAGGCUCAUAGUACAGUCGGACUUCAAAGCCAAGUCUAUGCUGCAGGCGGUUGGAGUGAAAUCGAUUUGGUACGAGCCGGAUGCGACAAGGUAUAUAACAGACCCGCCAGCGCUUCCUGAAGACCUAUCGCAGGAGAUAUCCAUUACCCUGGACACCACUGGCCUUAACCCUCCCCCUGCAGACACGCAGGGGAACUUGCUCACCGGCUUACUGCACGCAGCUACAAGCCUGACAGCCAAAACGGCGUCUUUGGUCGGACGAGAAUUCAUAGCCAACAAACCCUUUACCUAUUGCUUGCUGGACGCUAAGACCAAGACAAUCAUAUUCGCCGGAGUUUUUUCUGAUCCUGAUCCUAAAUAAAAUAGUAACAUUACGCCUCUUUUACUUUUAUUAAAAGUAGUGCCGUAGCUAGGGAGGGGCAUUGUGGAGCAAUGCCAUACCUUAAAAUACUAAUGCCCUACCUUAAUCAACUAAAUUUUACAUAAAUACUCAAUCAAAGUAUAUGGAGCAGCGGGUUUUUUUAUUUCACUAUUUGGAAGUUGGUCCCAUGGUAAGAGUUGUUCGGAUUUAUGGGUGGAAUAACCUCUUUCGAGAUUUAAGGGAAUUUCGUUACAAUUCGUAUAUUACCCUAACAAUUAUGUAAGUAUUAACGUUGACAAGUCAAGAAAGCCAAAAAUCGAUUGACCAGAUCAGAUCUGGUAACAUUUUUAAUUCCGCCCUAGUUUUAACCACAGCUUACCUUAAAUUGAAGUUUAGCUACGGCCCUGAUUAAAAGGUUACGACAAAAUGACCUCUCUGUACUUAAUCGUAAGUGUGGGGUCCACAUAGUGUCGACUGUGAGUUCAAGUUUAAAAAUGACUCUAUAUAGUUAUAAUAAUUUCUAUACUUUGAUUUUUAUACUUCAUUUAUUUCCAACUGUAAAUUAACUCUUAAAUAAUAUCACAAAUAAAUACCUUUAUUACGCCAUCUUUCGCUCGUGGCUUCAUUCGAUGUUUCAAAUAUUUUUAGUGUACAACUAUUUCCCAGCCAUACAGACUUUCAAAUUGGAAUAAAAAUGCUAAAAAACAAUACUAAACAAUUUUAACAUUUAACCGCCUAACGCUCAAAUACUGUUCUAAUUGAAUUUUAUAACCAUUAAUUAAAUUUAAAUGAUAAUAAGUUUUAUUAAAAAAAUACAUAAUGUGUUUUACAGUUA